This is a messenger RNA of Bradysia coprophila, 2656 nucleotides long. RefSeq lists its product as uncharacterized. NCBI's taxonomy places the organism in Eukaryota, Metazoa, Arthropoda, Insecta, Diptera, Sciaridae. Gene Ontology annotation, molecular function: cell adhesion molecule binding. Gene Ontology annotation, biological process: extracellular matrix organization; cell adhesion. The record is from RefSeq and is a predicted model, not a curated record. Gene Ontology annotation, cellular component: extracellular matrix.
CGAGACUGCAUGAUCGUCUAAACGAUGCUUAAAUUAGGUGGUAGUGGAAAACAUUGAAAAUUUUAUUCGUUUAAAAUCGCAAAACACUUUUGUGGCAACAUAUUGAUUUUUGAUAGAGCAUAUCAGCUCAUAACAUUGAAACCGGUUGAAGUUACAGUCAAUUUUUUAUUUGCUGUGAUUGAAUUAAGGUGGCAAAUAUUUACUUAAAUGCAAUACUGCUAUAUUUGGUCAGUGAUUUCAAACAUUUAAUAUUCAAAAACGUUGUGACUUUAAUGUAACCAACGAUAGUUUUCGUCAUUCAAACCGUUCGGAAAAUUUUAGUACGAAUAAAAGUUGAUAAGAACUAAGGAAAUGUGUAGCUAAAAAGAUAUCCGGGGAACUUAAACACUUGAUACCAUAUAGGACGUUCCACAUAAUAGCUAAGUUGAUAGCAUCACCAAAGAUAUGUUUAAGAAUGAUACUCAACGACAGAAGCUUAAUGCCGUAAAUUAAACUUAAGUCAAAAAAUGUGAAAGACUUGGCAGACUUGAAAACCAACGAGCUGUUGCAAUAAAACUCUUCAAUAAAUUAUGACGUAAACCAUACGUGUUAUCCAACGCGUUAUAUCUCUAACAUAAAAUAAAAACAAAAAAAAAUGUUUGCAAUCAAUACAGUACUUGUAUCCACAUUAGUGGCGCAUUGUAUCGUGCUCGUUCGAUGCAAUGAAGUUCAACAGCACAACCCGAAUGAAUGUUCGAAGCAUGAAUUCAAAAACAAGGACAUUUUAAUGGAAAAUGUAGUGCCGGAUUUAAGCGAUCUGUUAAAUCUCAAUAAUAAAUCAGUUGAAGAUCUAACUGACAUACUGGCAUUAUGGAAAUCAAUCAAAGACGAAAACAAUGUUGUAGUUCAAGAUAUGCCGUUCACAAUUAUCAUACCGAAAGUGAACAUCAAAACGAUUGAAAAGGAAAGACUGAAAGAAUUUUUAUUCGAACACUUGAUACCUGGAAAAGCAUUGAGCGUUUUUAAUGAGGACGAUGUUUAUGGUAACUGUAACAAGCACGAAAUUUGUUUAAAGAAAUUGAAGCACGUUAAUGAGAGUACGUGGACUGUGAACGGAUUGAAAGUUAUUCGAACUGCUACGCUGACCAGUGGUUCAGCUGCAAUUCACAUCGAUGGAGUUCUGUCCGAUCGGAAAAUGUUGUUUUCGAAAAGAAAUAUUCAAGAGACGAACAGGUACAACGCUCCACAGCGACUCGAAAUGAAAAAUGCUACCAAGGAAGAAUCGACGAAUUCGAGGAAUAGAAAUAACAAACAGAACGCCCUGAUGACAUUCCUGACUGGAAUGAAAUCAGGAACCAAAGUUUUCCAACAUUUCUUAACCAAGAGCAAUCUUUCACAGCAGUUGAGUGAUAGCCAAUACACCAUCCUCAUACCGUCUGACAAUGCAUUUCAGCGGUGGCAUCCAAUUGAUUGGGGAUUUUAUCCGUUCAGUGUUCAAGAGUUCACUGAAGACAUACUGAGAAAUCACUUCAUCCAAAUGAAAUCUCCACUACGAAUGGCCGAUAUCGCAAACAUGGAUCGGGAACAAUCAUUCAAGACUAUAGGCGGAGAAAUGGUUGUUUUCAGAAAGAAUCCUCCGACCGUCAACAAUGUUUCAAUUUUGGCUAACUUUAAUUUACCAAAUGGGAAUGAGGUGUUUCUCAUUUCGGAAGUUCUAUUCAUGUCGGAAGCUGUCGUAUCUCGAUUACAUCAGAUGAACAAGGACAAGGAGACACCACCGUUACUAGCAUUCCCCUGGUUUGGUGCACAAUUCUUAUCGCACUCAUUUCUUGCAUUGGAGAGAGACAAUCGCUUUACGCAAAUUGUCAGAUACAUGAAUACGGCUGACAUAGCUCAAUACAUUUCCGGUGCAAACUACACGUUCUUCGUUCCGACUGAUGACGCUUUCGAAAAAUUUGGACUGGCCAAUCUUCCCGAAACGACGUUAGCUUCUGAAAAGGGCAUUCAAUUGCUGCUGAACCACUUUGUUAAAGGACGUUUGUAUGACAGAGAUCUAAAAAAUGACGAGGUUUUUGAGACUAUUGGUGGAGGAGCUUUACGCAUAAGCCGUAAACAUGCAGGAAACGUGACCGUCAACCGCGCGAAUAUCAUCGAAACGGAAAUUUUUGUGUACAAUCUCGGCACAAUGUUUUACAUUGACGAAGUAUUGCAUUCAGAUAUACUGACCGGAGCAAUAAAGUCGGAUAACAACCGAAAUCGGCAACAAAACAAUUACAAUUACAAAUACUCAACUUUGCCGGAUGUAGAGGCUGUUCCGCAUGAAUUUACGGAGCAGGGUGGAACGGAAGACGAUGUCUUAUUUCAGGACGAUGAAAUUGUUACUCCUAGAGCAUUACCUGUUCGAUACAUGGCAUAUCCGUAUCCGUAAAUUAGAAUGUUCAUUUAUUCAAUUGAUUGAUUUGUCUGUGUAUUAAUUUGGUAGCUGGAAGAAGACCCUUUCAUAUUAAAUAGGGCAUUUACAGUAGAUUCCAAUUAACAAAACAAGUCAAACCGUUAUUUACCGCUUAAAGUAAAAUGUUUUACUGUAGUAUACAUAUGUACAUGUUACCUAUUUAUAAUUUAAAGAUAAUAUUGGAGACAUUUUUUAAAUAUUAUAAAUAAAAUCCAUGGAAAAGUA